UUCAAAAUUAACGCCAUCUUUUCUAUUUACCACUCGCAUUCCCUUCGAAACCCUAGCCCUCUUUUUUUCUUCGUCGAGCUCCAGCCUCAUUUUUUGUCUCCCAGACAUAUUUUUUCCGAUCACUCUCGCAUCAAAUUCCCAACCUAAAAUAAGCGACAUGGGUUCUAAAUCCAGGAGCGAUAACCCACACUCCGGAGAUGGUGCUAGCCCUGGGAAGAUUUUCAUCGGAGGAUUGGCUAAGGAUACCACAUAUGCUACCUUUAACAAGCAUUUUGGGAAAUAUGGGGAGAUAACUGAUUCAGUGAUCAUGAAAGAUCGGUACACGGGUCAGCCUAGGGGUUUUGGUUUUAUUACCUAUGCCGAUCCUUCAGUUGUUGAUAAGGUUAUUGAAGACACCCACAUCAUCAAUGGGAAACAGGUUGAGAUAAAGCGGACCAUUCCUAAAGGUUCUGGGCAAUCAAAGGAUUUUAAAACCAAGAAGAUAUUUGUUGGUGGAAUUCCAUCAUCAGUUACAGAAGAUGAGCUCAAGAAUUUCUUUUCGAAAUAUGGGAAAGUGGUGGAGCACCAGAUUAUACGAGAUCAUGAAACAAAUCGUUCUCGAGGAUUUGGAUUUAUAAUUUUUGACAGUGAAGAAAUUGUAGAUGAAAUGUUAUCUGAAGGAAAUAUGAUUGAUGUGGCUGGAACUCAGGUGGAGAUCAAGAAAGCUGAACCAAAGAAAGCCUCAAACCCACCACCUGCUCCUGCAUAUGGUAGCAACUCUAGGGGUCGUACUUACAAUGACAGCUUUGGUGGAUUUGGAGGUUCUUAUGGGGUCUUUGAUGGAGGGUUUGGCCCUGGUCCCUAUAGGACUCCUGGGGGUCUGGGUAGUAGAUUUGGUGGUGGUGGUGGUGGAUAUGGCUAUGGUAGUGAUGGCGGAGACUUCGGUGCUGGCUAUGGCAGUUUUGGUGGGAGUAGCUUAGGAGGUUACCGAGGUGAAUCUUCCCUUGGUUAUUCUGGUCGCUUUGGACCUUAUGGUGGUGGGUUUGGUGGGGCUUAUGGUGGUAGUGGUUUAGGGGGUUAUGGUCGGGGAGGUGAGGGAUAUGGAAGUUAUGGAGGUACAGGGUAUGGUGGGGGUUAUGAAUCUGGUCCAGGCGCUAGUUAUGGAGGGGCUGGUGGUUUGUAUGGAAGGGGAGGCUAUAGUGGCAGUAGUCGAUAUCAUCCUUAUGCAAGAUAGAAUAAAGGCAUUUCCAUGCAGUUGCUUAAGCUUUGCGUAGAAGUUCCAAACAGGGUCAUCUAGUUUAAAGCAUUGUGAAACAGAUAGGCACUUUCCCACAUGUACUAGAAGUCUCCUAUCUCUGCGAUUGAGGAAGCUUUUAAGGCUCAGAGAUCAACUUUAUUAGAUAAUUUCUUUUAUGUAUGUUUAGACGGACUUCUUAGUUUUGCUUCAACUUAGUUGUUGGUGUCUCUGGUCAACUUGUUCUAGUUAUUUUUAAUGUAGCCUGUGUUGUAGACAAUAGUAUCCAAGUUUGGAGCUUGAUGCUAUUAAUAUAGUUUGAUCUAGAUAGAAACUUUGUUAAUUUGUACCUCUGUGUUUUGAUAUAUACAUUGUAGCAGUUGGGCGCUUUACAUUGAUAUUUUUUCUUAGCUGGAAUCAGCUAGAUUUGUUUA
Molecule: messenger RNA, 1647 nt
Organism: Hevea brasiliensis (rubber tree)
Lineage: Eukaryota; Viridiplantae; Streptophyta; Magnoliopsida; Malpighiales; Euphorbiaceae
Product: heterogeneous nuclear ribonucleoprotein 1
Exons: 6
Coding region: 158-1213 (351 amino acids)
Biological process (GO): regulation of gene expression
Cellular component (GO): nucleoplasm
Molecular function (GO): RNA binding
Source: RefSeq, a predicted model, not a curated record